GUUUUUGUUUUGUUGUUGAGAUGAGACACAAGCGCGCCUUCGCCCCUUGUGCUCACUCUCAUCUAGCACCCAUCAAAGCCUGACCAGGGAGUCAGUUGAUAAGAACAUCUAUCUGCAUUUCUCUUUCCAAAGCUCGCUCGGGCCUACCGAUUUCACAGCAGUGUAGACCAACCUCUGUGAUAGAGCGGUGACAGCAGUGUAACCUCUGUGGUAGACUACAAAGUCUACGAGCUACAGCGGCACCGCCACCUCCGCUGCUGCAAGACGCCACAUUCUGUGAGGUUAUGAGCCUCGCUUUACGCGAACACUAGGAGCUGCGGACGUCACGACGGAGGUCAAGACAUCCUACUACUGCUGUGGACUACAACAUCCGUCUGUGGACUUCGAGCGGAAAUCUGGAUUCGGAGAUUUGGGAGAUCAUCAACGGUCAGCGGAAACGAAAGUGAGCGCACUACUUGGUCAUCUACACCAAGGGGCUGAGAGUUCAUUAUACACACACGUUAUCACUGCUGCAACAGCAGUAGUGGGUACCUCUGUGGUGAACAAACAGCAAAGUGUUGCGCGGGAAGCCUCGAUUUAGACAUCGAGCAAAUACUUCUGCGGCGGAGACAGGAGGGAAGACUGUAUCAACAGCGAAAGUCGACCGGGAACCGUAGUCCUAUUCACCGAUUCCCUGAGUGAGGAAAGGGUAUCAGGAGCGGGGUCGCAAAUUGGCCUACAACCGGAGUUCUAUUCACCGAUUCUCUAUCUAGGUGAGAAAAGGGUUUCAGAAGCGGGGUCACGAAUCGGCAACCGGAGUCCUCUAUAUCAAUAGAAGGAGCGGGGCUGGAAAAAUCUCAGCGACAGAUAGCUGAGUAAUACACCACCAAAAUAUUCAAGGCGAGAUCAUCAGGAUAAAACCAGAAAUGGAAGCAACAUCGGAAACUGGAGGCGGAGGCAGUAUCUGGAGUGAUGGAUCCACAAACCUGGCCAACGUCAUCAGAGGACUCCCCAAGUUCGAUGGAACGAAACCAGAGGACUUCAACGACUGGAUGAAGAAAUUGGGUGUAGUCGUCGGUGUUACUCGGAGGGACAUCAUGCCACUUCUCAAGGGAAUGCGCAGGCCUGAUCCCUCGGACACCACCUUCGCCGCAUACGAGAGAGCAAACGAAGACCUCUACGCAAUCCUAUUCUGCCUCGUCGAACUGCCGGCUGCACUAACCGUACACAAGCACGAAGACGACACCGGCCUUAGCGGCGACGGGCAGGCAGCAUUCGCGGAACUGAAGGCCAACUACAAUCGAGUGACAGAUGAAGUGAUCAGGGCUAAACUGGACGACCUGGAAAGGACGGUCAUGGAGCCAGGAGAGAACCCGGACGAUUUUUUCAACAAGAAACACCGCCUCCGCUCUCAACUAGAGAAAAUGGGGGAAACCAUCUCCGAUCGCCGCUUCAAGGACAUCUGUGUGCAAGGUUUCUCCGAGGACUACAAGGACAUCAAGAUGAUGGUUUUCCGCGACCCAUCAUUCGACGUACAACAGAUGCAAGCCACCAUGCGCAACAUCUUCCUUGACGAGCAAAUGCGCAAGAGAACCAAGGGCCAAAUCGCUGGCCGCGGAUUCGCCAUGGCUACCAAGACAUCUGGCCCCAUCUGCUUCGAGUGCAACGAACCGGGACAUGUCAGGAGGAACUGUCCCAAUCGCCAGCGGGAGGGCCAUAGGGCAAAGAAGACGAAGCCUGCGGGAGCAACCAAGUGGUGCUCCGUCCAUAACACCACUACACACUCCGACGAAGAGUGUUACAACCAAGGAGCCAAGCGACCAGAACGCACGGGCAAGGCCUUUUCUGCAUGCACACACUGCGUGCACUGCUCAACCCAGUCAAGAGAUACACACGCCAAGCCUACCACAACGGAAACUCCUACAGAAACAGAGAAGACCGAGAAGGCAGAGAUCGACUUCUCUUACGACGAAGAUGCAUUCAAGGGUGGAUUCAUGUACCAUGCUACAUGCAGCAAGGGAAGCGGACGCACUUUCACGACAACUGCAACUGGGACUUCCGCGCUGGUGGAUUCUGGAGCUUCUGAGACAAUGUUCGACGACCGCCUCAUCCCGAAUGGACGUCUCGAAGAAGAACGCCCGACGCCCAAGAUCAUCGACGUUGCAGGAGAAAGCCAACUACGAGGCACUACCAAUGGGAUCCUACACUGCACCAUCAAAGACGACAAAGAACAGCAACUACCCGUCAAACUACAAGGUCUCAUCGUGCCAGGACUAGGCCGGAACAUCUUCGCACCAACGGCCCUUCUCAAGAAGGGCCUCCGAUGUGUCCUGGAAGACAAGACCCCACACCUCACCAUCGGCGGAGAAGUCGUCGUUCCUCUGAAACAAGAGACUCAAGACCAAGGCAUGUGCACCCUCGCCAUCACAUUCAAGGGCGAUCCAGCGUCGACAAGCAAGACACCCCCGAACAACCAAGAACCAGGGCGCAAGCCGAAGUUCCGAAAACAAGAAGCGGUACAGAUCGAUCACACACCGCACGCGACAUGCUCAGUGGCGAUGAGCGUGAGCGCCGACCUCUGGCACCGGCGCCUCGGCCACAUCAAUCCACGUGCUAUGGAGAUUUUGCGGCGCAACCCCGCCACAGGUGUGAAAUAUGACGGACCUGUAUCCCCGUGCGACAACUGCCAAAUCACGAAGCACAAGAAGGCUCCCGUCCCGAAGAAGACCAGCCGUGUCCUGACCAAACCAGGCCAACUCGUCCAGUUCGACAACAUGGGACCAAUCGACCCGCCUGCGAAGUACAACGGACGCACCUACUCCUAUGUCGCCAAAGCAACCGACGUCUUUACCAGAAUGCGGGAAGUGUACCUACUGCGCGACAGGACCGAAACCACGCAAGCUCUGCACGCCUACAACAUGCAAGUAGCAUCUGAAGGCUACCGCAUCGAGGUUCUUCGCUGUGACAAAGGGGGAGAGAACACUGGGGACAAAAUGCGCAACUACUGUAGGGAGUCUGCGAACAAGCUGGAAUUCGCCGCGACCAACACGCCCCAAGAAAUCGGAGUGUCAGAAAGGGAUGGCCAGACACUUGCGGCUGUGACUCGAGCUCUACUGCGCGAUGGAGACUUCC
Molecule: messenger RNA, 3111 nt
Organism: Ectocarpus sp. CCAP 1310/34
Lineage: Eukaryota; Phaeophyceae; Ectocarpales; Ectocarpaceae
Source: the annotation of a GenBank genome assembly